This is a messenger RNA of Populus trichocarpa (black cottonwood), 2083 nucleotides long. Its product is annotated as CBL-interacting serine/threonine-protein kinase 10. Gene Ontology annotation, molecular function: ATP binding; protein kinase activity. Lineage: Eukaryota; Viridiplantae; Streptophyta; Magnoliopsida; Malpighiales; Salicaceae. Gene Ontology annotation, biological process: protein phosphorylation; signal transduction. The coding region runs from base 529 to 1899 and encodes 456 amino acids. The transcript has 2 exons. The record is from RefSeq and is a predicted model, not a curated record.
AUAACUACUGUCCUUUUAUUUUCAUUACCAAAUCUGUACUGUUACCGACCGAACAAGGAAAAAAAAAAAAAAAACAGAGAGAGAGAGAUAGAGAGACACGGUUGUCUAUCUGUGGUUUGCUUUUUCUGUUCUGUUUUGGAUUCUUUCAACUCAACAAAGAUUUACUGGUAUGCUGCUGAAGGUGUAUCGUCUACGCCAUGUCUCAGCAUUCUUAAGGUGAUCUUUGACCAAGAAAACCCUUGGAAUGCUGCAUGAUGUGCUUGAGUGUUUGGAUGUCCAUCUCUGAAACCCAUCAGGUUCUAGCUUUGUUGGAGCUUCCCUUCUUUGUUUUUGAUGAGAUUGGAUUCGGAAAUUAUUAUUCCUCUUGCUUUUGUGCUCAAAGGCACCGUGGACCUUCAAGAUGGUAUGAUCUUUGUGAAGACGGUUGAGCCGCAUCUUCUUUAUAUAUAGAUCCUGCUGUUCAGGUUGAAUAAAAUAUAUAGGAGGAGAGUGCUGUAUAUUAUAGUGUAUUAACAUUUUUAGCUUGGAAUGGAAAAUAAACCUAGUGUGUUGACACAAAAGUAUGAAGUGGGGAGAUUGCUUGGCCAAGGCACCUUUGCCAAGGUGUAUUUUGCAAGGAACAUCAAAACAAACCAGAGUGUAGCCAUUAAAUUAAUUGAGAAAGAGAAGGUCUUGAGGGUUGGGCUUGUUGAUCAGAUCAAGAGAGAAAUAUAUGUAAUGAGACUUGUUAGACACCCUAAUAUCAUAAAACUUUACGAGGUGUUGGCCACCAAAAGUAAGAUUUACUUUGUAAUGGAAUAUGCUAAAGGUGGUGAACUCUUUAACAAGGUCUCUAAAGGAAGGUUAAAGGAGGAUGUUGCCUGGAAAUAUUUUCAACAGCUGAUCAAUGCAGUUGAUUUCUGCCACAGCAGGGAUGUUUAUCAUCGUGAUAUAAAGCCAGAGAAUCUGUUGUUGGAUGAGAAUGAGAAUCUAAAGAUUAGUGAUUUUGGGUUGAGUGCCCUCGCUGAAUCCAAGCGACAAGAUGGAUUACUCCACACAACUUGUGGGACACCUGCAUAUGUUGCUCCUGAAGUGAUCAAAAGGAAAGGUUAUGAUGGUGCUAAGGCUGAUAUUUGGUCCUGUGGCGUGGUUUUGUUCGUGUUAUUGGCUGGUUAUCUCCCAUUUCAUGAUACAAAUUUGAUGGAGAUGUACAGAAAAAUUGACAAAGCAGAGUUCAAAUGCCCUAAUUGGUUUCCAACAGAUGCUCGUAAGUUGCUGCGUAAGAUCCUGGAUCCAAACCCCAAUACAAGGAUCUCCAUUGCUGAGAUUAAGGAAAGUUCUUGGUUUAGAAAAGGGUUGCCCAGACAAAGUAAAACUGAAACAGUAGGCAGGGAGGCAGCUGCUCUGGGUAGGAAUGGUUCUGGUCCUUCUGAGAAUAGCAGUGUGGCCUGUGAGGCAAAGCAAGAAUCAGCCAAACCUCCAUACUUAAAUGCUUUUGAUAUCAUUUCCCUUUCUGCUGGAUUUGAUCUAUCAGGAUUAUUUGACGAUAAGUAUCCGAACAGAGAAGCAAGAUUUACAUCUGCACAACCGGCCUCAGUCGUCAUCUCCAAACUGGAAGAUAUUUCUAAGUGUCUAAAGCUGAAGGUAAUGAAGAAAGAUGCAGGUUUGUUGAAAAUGGAAGGAAUGAAGGAAGGUAGAAAGGGGCUGUUGGCCAUUGAUGCUGAGAUCUUUGAACUGACUCCAAAUUUCCAUUUGGUGGAGCUGAAGAAAACUAAUGGAGAUACACUGGAAUAUCAGAAGAUGUUGAACGAAGAUAUAAGGCCUGCUCUCAAAGAUAUUGUUUGGUUGUGGCAGGGUGAGCAAGAACAGCAGCAGCAGCAGCAAGAACCACAACAGCAGCAGCUGCAGCUGCAGCAAUGACAUUGACCAAACUAUUAGUAACAGUUUGCUUGAGAUAUUCUCUUAAUGCCAUUUUUUCCGCUAUAGGCUGUGUUUGUACAAUUUCUUAAACUUCUCGUUUUUUCUACUUUCGUGCUUGUACUUGUGAGUGUUACAUUCCUCUGACCUCCCUCAAUAAACUUGCUCGUAUUUGCUAUGUGAUAAA